Messenger RNA from Helobdella robusta, 1503 nucleotides. RefSeq lists its product as hypothetical. The record is from RefSeq and is a predicted model, not a curated record. Bases 1 to 1503 code for a protein of 500 amino acids. Gene Ontology annotation, cellular component: membrane. NCBI's taxonomy places the organism in Eukaryota, Metazoa, Annelida, Clitellata, Rhynchobdellida, Glossiphoniidae. The transcript has 4 exons.
AUGGGCGAUGAGAAGGAUGAUGACGGAGGCGGUAGUGAGGGUGAGGAGCAGCCGAAUGUGCAAAUAGUUUCGAACUUGCCUGUGAAUGAAAAUGAAGAGGAUGACGGUGAACCCAAGAAAACUUAUAAGAUUCAUUCCGCUGAGGAUUUCAAUAAAAUUAUAAAAACACCUGUCGCGUUAGAAAAAUAUUACGGAAAGAUGGAAAAAAAAGCAUCCAAAUUUGAAAGGAAAGAUAAGCCGGAUGAAGAGGAUAGGAAGCAUAGGAAGGAAAGCAGAGAUAUCGCAGCCGAGCUGAAACAGGAUGAAUCUUGGCCAUUCUUCCUCCUCUCUUUCAUCAACCUAGCUAUUUGUGCCGGCAACAGUUAUGGAUUGCAUAUUCUGACAAGGAAGCAUCGCCGAUACGUCGCCUACUUAUCGCUGCUGGAAGGGUACGAUGGCGGCGGCUUCGAGUACCAGAUUUUCUACGUCAUGUUCUCCACGGCAGUCGUGUCGGCCAUGGGUUUCUUGAUAACGAACGGGAAAUUGUUUGGAUCGGCGAAAGGAUUGCUGCGUUACAUGAUAUACAUCUACGUCGGCUGGUCUUCUGCUAUGCUUGUCGUGCUCGUUGGCACGCUCGGCGUUACUUACCUGCUAACGUUUGUUACAGAAGAUCUCUUCCAGAAAGAUUGCCCAUUCAUCGUUAAAAGAGGAAAUAAAUUGAAGGGUUACAGGCAGGCAAUGCUGAAGUUCAGCACGAGUCUGACGAUACAGAGAGCAAUCCACAAGAUGCACAACGUUUUCAAAUGCUGCGGCUUCCUCAACUACUCGGAGUGGCUCGAGAUGACCUGGUCAGAUAAAAUUUCAAGAAUGGAUCUGGGUCUUCCGAAGAGUUGCUGCCUACCAGAAGCGGGCAGUCAGUGCGUUCAUCUCGUCACUAAACAAAACACGGAUAAACUGACUCCUAUAAAAGUUGGUUGCAAAGCGAAGUUGACGUCCAUCAUGUCGAAGUUCCUAUGGAGGGUGAUCGUGUUUGUCGGAGGGAGCGCCAUUGCCAUCGUCCUCUGCAUCAUCGUCUCCAUGCUCAGCGUCAAGGUCAUCAGGGACAUCGACAAAUUGAUUCUCGAAGAAAAAUCUCGCCAGAUGGCCAUCAAGUGGUUGAUGCAGAAGCAGAAGGAAGAGGAGGAGGCCAUGAGAGAGAAGGCUGAAAGACAGCGAAGACAAUUGGAAGAGUUUAACAGGGCGAAAGCAGCGGCCGCAAAAGCCAGAGCCGACAGAAUCGCUGCCCUGAAAAUAAAAAUGGAGAAAGAAAACCAAAACAAAGCUCUACAUGAUCAAGUCAAACAGAGUCAAAAUAUAACAAAAACGCAAGAAGCGGAAUUGGGACUUUCCACUCUCGCUCCUCGGUCACCGACCGCUGCACCUGGCGAUUCCUCGUCCAUCACAGCUGGCCUGGAAUCCAUGCCGGGAAUGUCCAUCCUUCCCGGAGCAUCGAAGUUGUUGGGAGCUCUCAAGAAAUUAGGAUGA